This is a messenger RNA of Ornithodoros turicata, 1221 nucleotides long. RefSeq lists its product as uncharacterized. The transcript is spliced from 8 exons. The coding region runs from base 64 to 990 and encodes 308 amino acids. The record is from RefSeq and is a predicted model, not a curated record. NCBI's taxonomy places the organism in Eukaryota, Metazoa, Arthropoda, Arachnida, Ixodida, Argasidae.
UUGGUCGAGCACCAGGUUCCACUACGUAACUUCCCAUUAAAGUUUUACCAAAAAGACAACGCGAUGGAACCCAACUACGCGAAGCCACAAAAAAUCGAAGUGUACCGUGAGUUGCUGAAGGUCCGAGGAGGCGAGGGCUAUCAUAUAAUAUGUCAGGGCUGCUUUGUACCUCUGCGCUGUACCUCGAUGAAAAUGUUCGCUGCACACUUAAACCCGAGAGGAAAGGCUAAUUUUUACACGGGCUUCCCGAAAAACACGACCGAUUUUUAUCUCAGUCUACUCUUCUACCACGCCCAAGACUCCCCCUCGGUGAGGGUGAAAUUCCUCCUUCAAGAGGAUGUCAACCACUGCUACGUGCUUGUGACUAUAUCCGAUGGGACGAGCCUGACAGCAAAAUCUGCAGCUUCCAGCACCACCGCAACUCAUGACUCAAGUCUCACUGUUGAUAUGAGGAACGGGGACUACUCUUUGAUGCAGUUUCACAUGCAUGAAUACACAUGCGAUUUCUACUUUGAUACUACCCGCUACGAUGCGUACGACUACAAAUACAGACAUCUGGACUUCGUCGAAAUAUAUGGGACAUAUAGUUGUCUACUGCAAGAAUACCACGUGACGCAGGAUAAGGUGGGCCUCCCCAGUAAUUACUUUACCGAAGACAGCUCAUCGACGAAGUAUCCUGGUACUCCAGGAUAUAUACAAGUCGGAGCUGUUACGACUGUCACUGGAAAAGUCAAUAAUGUCGGAAAGACGGUCGGUGUCACACUCAAGAGCGGCAGCUUCCAGGCGAAGAAGUCGUUCGGCUACCCAUCAUCAAGCGAGCUGUUGAACAUCACCGUCAGGAUAAUGGGCGCCUCUGCGGUGUUGGACGCCAGCUUCAACGAUGAACCCAUUGUCAUCGAGAGUACUGAGACAAUGAAUGGCGGAUCCAUGUAUUUUCUCAACCUUGACAUUCUGAACCUGGUACAUGACUGUGGCGUCUUCACUGGCUGAGAUCCGAAGCCGUCUUUUGUGCCUCUUUCUCAACGAGCGGCACAGUUGCUGGUGAGCUGCUUGGAAUCAGCUACGCCUGUGUGUCGUGUGUGUGUUCCAGUGUCAUUCUUUGUAUGGUUUCCUUCUUUUUAUUUCGUUGUUGUCUGAAUUGCAAAUAAACUGCAGUGAAAAAAGUAAACAUUAUUGCAAGAAUGAUAGAACCGUUUCGUUCCCACGCAACAACAGAGUGUU